Messenger RNA from Nematocida ausubeli, 972 nucleotides. RefSeq lists its product as uncharacterized. The record is from RefSeq and is a predicted model, not a curated record. Gene Ontology annotation, molecular function: ATP binding; protein serine/threonine kinase activity. NCBI's taxonomy places the organism in Eukaryota, Fungi, Microsporidia. Gene Ontology annotation, biological process: protein phosphorylation. Bases 1 to 972 code for a protein of 323 amino acids. The transcript has a single exon.
AUGUUUUUGCUUAGAGAUUUGAAGAUGGUGAGAGUUUUAGGGGAAGGAUCCUUCGGAAGGGUAUUCCUUGUAUCAUUUGAAGGCCUCGCAGGAAUGAAGAUGAAGAAGCUAUAUGCACUUAAGAUAAUGAGCAAGGCCCAGAUUAUUAAUAGCAACCAAUUACUGCACGUAUACAAUGAAAAAACUGUAAUGUUGAGUCUAUACUCGUCUUUCUUUGUUCGUCUAUAUAGCACGUUCCAGGAUAAGAGGUAUCUCUUCAUGGUUAUGGAGUACGUCCCCGGUGGCGAGCUUUUCUCUUUUAUGAAAGAAAUUAUUAAGUUUACUGUGAAGCAAGCAAGAUUUUAUAUUGCAGAAAUACUUGUGGCACUUGAGACGCUGCAUGGCCUGGGAAUUGUAUACCGAGACCUAAAGCCAGAGAAUGUUCUGCUGGACAGGGAGGGACACAUUAAGCUUGCAGACUUUGGGUUUUCCAAAAGGCUGUACCAGCCUCUGACGUGGACGCUGUGUGGAACACCCGAGUAUCUAGCCCCUGAGAUAGUAAUGAACAUUGGGCAUGGGUUUGAGGUCGACUUCUGGUCACUUGGGGUUAUUCUGUACGAAAUGAUAGUGGGGUAUCCUCCAUUCUACCACGACAAUCAGGUGGAGCUGUGUAGGCUGAUCAUUCGUGGGCAUGUGAAGUUCCCAUCCUUUGUGGACCCAGUGUCCAAGGACCUCAUAAAGCAGCUUUUGCAGACAGACAGAAAGAAGAGGCUUGGGCACAAGAAGGGCGUGAAAAUGAUCUGCAGGCACUCGUUUUUCAGAGAAAUCAAUUGGUCAAUCGUGCAAAGCAGGAAUUACACCCCUCCAAUUGUUCCCAUAAUCAAUGAAGAGAACGAUAAAAAGGAUAGCUCAGCAGGGUGCUCAAUACAGUCUCAUAUGGUAGGCAUGGAUAGUGAUCCUCCAGUGAUGGACCAGCUUUUUGACCAGUAUUAG